This is a messenger RNA of Acanthoscelides obtectus, 9498 nucleotides long. The record is from the annotation of a GenBank genome assembly. NCBI's taxonomy places the organism in Eukaryota, Metazoa, Arthropoda, Insecta, Coleoptera, Chrysomelidae.
CUGAGGGUCUGACGUUUAACCUUGGAAAAAUAAAGAAACGUCAUUAGUGACUGGAUGAAGAAAAAUAAAAAAUAUAUUGCUAUAAAAGUAAUUGAUAGAUAUAUUUUUUUGCACGCACCGUGCAGUCCUAUUAUAUACAAUAUUUUAUAUAACGUAGAACAUACAAAUGAAAGUUUGUGUUUUGUGUGAAUAUCAGUACCAAUGGUAGUGGUUCAAAAUCCAAUGAAAAUUGAAGUCCAUCAGAAGAAUGUGCCUUAGAAUCAAUCAUUAUUAGUGAAAUACAUUUAGUACGUUUUAAAAUGGAUGAAAGGAGAGUUGCCGAUUAUUUUGUAGUAGCUGGGCUGCCAGAGGACCCUGAACCCCUUGAUGAAAUGACCCUUUCCGAAGGGGGAAAUUUAAAAUCCAGUCAUGGGCAGCCCCCAAUUACAGAUAUCAGCGUGAUAUUCCCUGAUUUAGGUGAAACGAAACCUGAUGACUGGGAAGUGAUAACAAAAACACCAACUGGACUAAGUGCAGAUUUGAACCAUGGUAGUUUAAGAACUAUAGAAUGCUAUUUGUGUAUCAGAAGAGGUAGAGAUAAACCUCCUUUAGUUGACAUUGGUGUAAUGUAUGAUGGCAAAGAAUGGCUGAUGGCUGAUGCAGAAGUGGUGAAGGAGAGCGUUGGAGGGAAUGUAGCAAAUGUCAACAACUCCACCUCGUUGACGUUCAUCACGUAUCGACGCGGCCAGCCGACGAUGCCCUGUAAUGCCCUCGUGGUCACUGACGUGUGCGUAGUCAUAGCCAGCAAGGGGGAAUCUCCGCCUCAUGCUUUCUGCUGCAUCAACAAGAAUCUUAACAAAGGCAUUGUCGGUAGUGACGUGUUUCUCUGCUAUAAGAAGUCCAUGAAUAGGGCUAAGUUGAUCACUUAUAAACCUGCUGAUCUGGCCAGAUAUCCCCUAUAUGAUCUUCCUGACUUUCCAUUCCCAAAUUCCGUGCCUUUGUUCUGCCUGCCAAUGGGCGCUUCUUUGGAACUGUGGCCCUCCGAAGCUACGCAGCCCAAGCCCCUUUUCAGUACUUUCGUCCUUACCGUUUCUGAUGCUAAGCAUAAAGUAUAUGGCUCGGCAAUCACAUUUUACGAGAAAUUCCCACCGGAGAAGUUGACUGAAAAGCAAAGAGAGCUGCUGGGUUAUGAGGAAAAUGAAAAGGACGUAUUGCACGUGAACAAAAGCAUAUGUGUCUUGUCACAUUGGCCAUUUUCGGAAGACUUUGAAGUGUGGCUUAGGUGGUUACAUAAAAUUGUGGUCAAUCAAGAGCCUCAUCCGGUCCCAGUGGAACGAUACGUCGUUCAGCUAUUGGAGGAAGUGCCCUUCCCAUCUCCUCGAAUAUUACUCCAGUUGUCCCCGUUCUCUAACGCGGAAAGGGUGAUCCUGAUGCAGCCUGAAGAUCUGCCGUUACCGAGGAGUGCUGCCAGCUUCAAAACUAUGCUGUGCAAUUUGGGAGCCGACAACUGCUUACAGGUUCUUCUUUUGAUACUAACGGAGCAGAAAAUCCUGAUACAUUCUCUGAGACCAGACACAUUGACGUCAGUAGCGGAAGCAGUUUCGACAAUGUUGUUUCCGUUCAAAUGGCAAUGUCCUUAUAUACCUCUCUGUCCAUUAGGAUUAGUCGAAGUGUUACAUGCUCCGUUGCCAUUUCUCAUAGGAGUGGACUCUAGGUUUUUCGACUUGUACGAUCCACCGCCUGACGUCAGUUGUAUUGACCUAGAUACCAACAUAAUCACAGUAGCUGAAAGUCUAAGACAGUACCUGAAUCCAAAGUUGCUUCCGAAGAGAGCUGCAAAAAUUUUAAAAUCAACGCUGGAGUAUCUCUAUUAUCAGAUCAGAAAUAACCCUGUCAGUAUACCCCAAGAUCCGACAGGCGACGAUAUAGAACAGGAAUUUCAAAAAAGGCGAAAAGAGCAAGCUCAAGAGCUGGAAAUCCAAGAAGCUUUCCUGAAGUUCAUGGUUCUUACCCUGAAAGGUUAUAGGAAUUACCUUCUGCCUAUAACGAAAGCUCCAACUGUUGGAACAACCGAUCCUCAGGCGCUGUUCAAUUUGAAUGAUUUUUUGAAAAGCAGAGAUAAAUCUCAUCACAAGUUCUUCUCAUUGGUGAUGAAAACUCAAAUGUUCAUCAGGUUUAUCGAAGAGCGAAGCUUUGUUGCUGACGGAGACCAAGGCCUUGCCUUUUUCGACGAUUGCAUGGAGAAAAUAGGCAACGAGGAAGGUCCCAGCAUGCCUUUGAUCGAAUUGGACAUGGUCAACAAAAGUGACAGAACCGUAUUCGUCCUGCCUCCCGAGCCGUCCAAUACCGAGGAGAUGUACAAAUACGACGGGUUUAAUCUGAAUCCAGCCCUGUUGAUAUCAUUCGCCAAAAAAAAGAACCAUCUAUCCUCAUUGUACACGUCUGUGAUGCCAGGAUCACCAAUGGCGCGCAGGACUAAGCAGGAGAUCAAGACUGCUCAGAAGUUGGCGAGAAAGUGUCAGAGAAGUCCAGAAACGUGGGCUAGGUGUCUUUGCGGAGCAUGCCACACGCUGUACUUCAUGCUGCUGCCCAGCAUCCUUCAACUGAACGAAGGCAAAGAACGCGCGAUUCUCCAACAAGCGUACGAGCUGUUGGUUAGAGCAACUAGGCAAAAAUUGGCAUGCGAUGAGGUGUGCUACAGGCUGAUGAUGCAACUGUGCGGUGAGCAUUCGAGACCGUUGUUGGCUGUCAAACUGCUGGUGCUUAUGAGGAAGUGCGGUAUGCAGCCGAACGCUCUUACCUACGGCCUCUACAAUCGCUGUGUUUUGGAAGCUGAGUGGCCCGCUUAUUCAGGUUCUAGUCAGUUGUUGUGGAACAAAUUGAGGAACGUUGUUAUUGGGGCGGCGCAUUUCAAGUGGGCAGCCAGAAGAAAAGCUGCUAAGCUUUCGGCCUCUACUGAAGGAGGAAGCAGCCUGUUAGAUGGCGUUGACCGAACCGCCUCCCGUCUCUCCCUGGACUCCGGCAAUGACACGACCAUCCGCGAAGACAGCCUGUUGGACAGAUUCCGAAAGGUAGCCAACAUCGUAAAGGGAAGCUUGAAUGGAUUGGAGCAAGUGGACGGAGCGGGUGAGACGGAAGAUGAACAUGAGGCUGAAGAAAAUAAGAACGGUCCAGUGGAAAACGGUAGUGGGGAUAGCGGGUUCGUUGGAAAAGAGAGUCUUUCUGAUUACAGGUUGUUGUCACGAUCAGAAAGUGCUGGAGAUGCGAAUAUAAUAGACAAACUUCAAAACAACAAGAAGGUUCCGUGCUCGAAGAACCUCUUCAACGGCAGUUUAGACAGAGAAGAUUCAGAAAACGAAAAAGGAUCUCCUGCAAAAGUAUCCCCGCGUGAAAUAGUUGUAAAAGACGAUCCUUUGGGGGCACUUGAAAUAGAUGACGAGCCUCUGCAGGUACCUGUAUCGCCUACGCCUAACAUCGAAUCUCCACCCAUUGCUUCUGUUGUAGCUGAUACUCUGACAGAUGAACCUAGGCUGUUUAGGUCGUCGGUGCAUCGGUCUGCUACGUUUGAGGACAGUCCACCCGGCCAAGCAAAAUUGCAUCGUUCUGAAACAGUACCAGCUGCUACUGUUGCUUCUAGUCUGGCUAGCUUGGGAUCCAGCUUCAAGCUUGGAUUUAGUGAUUUGGUUUCUAGCCGAUAUUCACCAUCACGCCUGUCCCUGCGCAAAGCUGAUCUUAAGGUACCACAGCUGUUCAUUGAGAAUGCUAUCAAUAAUUUAAGUCCGAGUAGCUUAGCUAGUAAAAAAUCCAACGAACUAAUCCAAGGUGGUAUCAGCUCCAUCAAAUCUGCCGCCACCAGCAUGGUUAAGAAGAUGGAGGAGAUUCGAGAGGCCAUUUCAACGUCUGCCAAUUCCACACCUGUAAAAGGAUUACCUAGUGACAGGUUGGCACCCAGUGAUAUUCAAGAAGAAUGCGAGUCAAAUGACGGCAGCGACACUGGUGAGAGACAUAGACGUAUAUCUGCAGAACUGAGUAGUAGGGGUAGCAGUAAUAAUCUUAAAGAAUACGAAGAAAUACUACCCGAAAGCUUAUUUGGUAUGCCAUCGGAGGAAAGAACGACAGAUAGUGAAUUGGAUAUAUCACUUACGUCGUGUUCGCAAUGUCACAACUGCUCCUGCCUAUUAUACGACGAAGAUAUUAUGGCCAACUGGUCAUCAGAAGACUCGAACCUCAACACAGUAUGCAUAGCAUGUAACAAACCCACAGUCCCCCUGCUAACUAUCAUCAUUUGUGGAAAGAAUAGGAAACCUUGUGAUCCAUUCAGCGUACCUUAUCUGAAUCCUCUCGUUUUAAGGAAGGAGCUGGAAAACAUUUUGACCCAGGAAGGUGACCUGUGUCUAGCAGAACCAAAAUUCGUCGACGAACACCCAAUCAUCUACUGGAACUUGGUGUGGGUGUUCGAGCGGAUCAACAUCCAGACCCAUCUCCCAAAUCUUUAUUUGAGAAAUAAAGCAGAAACGGGAAGUAUGGACAGCAUAAGCAAGCGAUCGGAGGAAUCGAAAUGUACAGACGACGAGGAGGAAGUUGAAACUAAUGGCGGAGCUGUGAUGAAACCGGUUGAAGAAGGGACCGAUCCAUUGACGCAAGAAUUGGCUGCACUGGGUGAGUUUGUAUAAAUACAUUCAUCAUGCUGUCUUCCAACGUUAACCAACGUAAACGCUUAAAUGAAAAAUACUCUAAACCUCACUGAAACACUAUGAAGAUGGGGAGCUGUUUAAACCGGAAUUUUUACAAUAAAACAUUUUAAAAAGGGGUCAGGUGGUAUAUGAUUUUGAAGCUCCUUAUGAGUACCCUAGAACUCUGGAAUAUCAAGGUCACUACCUUUCAAAAUGACACACAGCCAAAGCUAAGUAUUUUUAUACGUUGACACGCUUAUAGUUCAAUUACUGAUCAUCAAAACGCUUCUUUUUUGUGGGAGGGUCUAUUCGAAUAUGCAAAAAUUAGUUCAAUUUAAAAAAACAAAUUUUUCCAAUUUGAAGAUUUACGAGCUACAAAUUUAAAUUAUACUAUAUGUCUGUACUGUUCUCCACAUUCUGAAUAAAAUACCAUUUCAAAUUCAAGCUGCGUCCAAGGAAACUGGAAAAAAGGGUAAGCAAUUUGGAUAUAAAGGAUUUUCACGACUAACUGUUGAUAUUGGCAAAUAACUUAAAAUAACCGCAGCUAGUUUGACCAUAUUGCAGUAUUAGUUAGUAAUAAUACAAAAUAUUAAUUAUCUUUAUAGCCCAGCUAGCUGCUCAAGUGAGCCUGAGGUGCCAUUGGGACCAACCAAGUCUUCAUACGGAUGGCCCUCCUAUGUACACCCUGUGGAAGCUGCGAGAUACCUCUAAUACCAUUUGUAGUGGGCGAAGUCGAAUAACAAAAUCUUUCAUGCAGCAGAUCCUGAACCAAAUUCGCAUGAACGACCUAGCAGAACCAUUGAAAAGCCUAGCCAGCGAUCGGUUAGUGGACAACGUCAGUCCUAAGUGCACCUCCAUCUACCGAGAUGUUCUGUUUCUGGCCUGCAAAGCCAUCGGCAGGGCCCAGAUCGAUAUAAACAAUUUCGACAAGGAGUACGCAUUGGCCUACUCUCGACUGGCUGAUCGGCUGAACAAGCUAUGCCCUCAGGACAGACAUGUCAGCUUAACUGCGCUAUAUUGCAGGCAGUAUUUCAGACCGCUCACGUUACCAUAGUGAUAUUAUUAAGUUUUCCAUCAAAAAUAACGAGUUAUACAACAAAUGCAGAGUGAGAAGGUGGCGAGUGCAUAAAUUGAAAAGGAUGGUGCGGUGAUAGUACGUGCAAUAAGAUUCCAUAAACAAAAUUCAAACAUAUUGCUCAUAAAAUAUACAGGGUGAUUUGAAACAGAGCAACUUGAAUAGUCACACCUCUUGAUUGACUCUCAAAAAAAGUUUUGUUGUACUGUGAACACUCCAGCUUGACAUUCGUGUGAUAUGUUGCAAGGCAAUAAGUUUGUAUAUCAAUUGUUGAAAUAUUGUACAUUUCAUUCACUCUACUGAGCAUCACCCUGCUGCUGAAAUCAGCGGUUUCUCAUUUUUUAUUCUGAUACAUGGCGAUUAUCAGUAUAUUAUUACUCAGAUUCUAGGUUUGUUCGUACAGUGGUUGGUGACUUGUCGGUGACUAUGUCUGGGAUCUGGCGGUGUGAAUUUCGUCUAUAUAGCGUAGCAGAGUGAACGGAAUUUGUGAGGCGGGAUUUGAUCACGGUCAUUGACAGGUUGUCGCCUGCUAUACGAACAGGACUUUUGUUUUGUUUAAAAUAACCUCCCUCUGGACUCUCAUUCUACAUGGCCAGACAAAAAUAAUCCUGAUGUAGGGCACGUUGAAUUCGUCCACUUAUAUUGAUCAAGUGUAAGGCCGCGGUUAUACUGCGAGGUAGCAGGUGUCAGGUAGUGGGUGGUAGACGACGGUAGACGGGUAAUUUUUAGACCCUUGGGGGAUUUUUGUGGAUUCAGACUUUUUGGGAGAAAAUAGAACCUUUGACUAUUUUUGGGAGCAUUCUAUUUCAUUUUCAAUUUUGUGAACAAUGCUCCUAUUCUGUAUUAGGAAGAGCAAUCAGGUAAGAUCCCAGCACUUAAUGCCCCAUUGGGCUCCUUCUGCCACCUCCCCGGGAGUCACUUAGGGUUGGAUGAUCAACCACCCCAAACUAUUGAAAAAGGUGGUGAUCCGACCCAGCGGAUUUCCUUUAUACGAACCAAAAACGUUCUUCCAGAAUGACAGUGUCCAGGGGCAAUGCCAGUUGCAAACCGAAUGAUCGCCAUGUGUCGCCGUAAAGAUACACUAUACUUAGUUUCUUUCACUCCAAGCAUUCCGUGUUCGUGAAUUUAUUAUUUGGUAUAUUUAUAAUUCAUUUUUACUAACAUUCAUUUUAUUUAUUGUAAUUUAUGGUCCAUGAAGUUAGGAUUGAUUUUCUGUUAUUAGUCGAAUAAAGGUAUUGAUUUCACGUUUCAUUUCCAUUAGGUGACUUUGACGAUUAAUCAAAAUAUUUAAACAGAAUCAUUGUACUACCACGUAAUUGUAUUUUAGUUAAAAUUGACGGAUAUUGAUGGUUGAGACAUGAGCAUCACGUGAACUUACGGGCUUAACAUAAACUCACCAUGUGUGGUACCUCGCUUGCUUAAGGAGGGUCUCAUCACCCAUUUGGCAGGUCACAGUAAACCAACCGGUAUUACUUUUAUAAAGAGGUGUUAUGAAAUGACUGCAAGAAGGAUAUGCUACCCAUUGAAAUGCAUCAAAAUAUUUUGGGGACUGUUGGAGGGCAAGCAGUUUCUUAUGAUAUUGUCAAACGCGGGUGUCGGUUUAUAUGUGGAAAGAGUUGUCAAAUCCAACAUGAUUGAGCCACUUGUAACUGAAUCGACUGACCAUAACAUUAAAACAGUGCAUGAUAUGGUAUUACAAGAGAGAUAUUAUGUAAACUGAUACUAAAAAUUACCAGAUGCCUUUAAACAGAAUCGCUUUCACGAGAAUGAUCAUAGCCCUAUCUCCUAGAUUGCUCUUUGAAUUGGUCAAUUACCCAUCCACAUUCGUCACUCCUUUUCCACAGUGAUUUCAUUAUAUUUCCAAAAUAAAACAACAUUUAUGAGAAGUGAACUUUUCAAGUAAGCAACAGAUAACUGUGAUACCAGUGAUUUGUCAGCAGUCGGAUAUUUUUAUCGUGAGGCUAUUGUAAUACUGGAUCGCCAUCUAAACUAGAGCAUUGGUGUUACGAUGGAUUAAUUAGAAAAAUAAAGCCUAUAAAUCAAAUAUAGCUUUUUGCAAGGGGGGCAGGGAUGGAGCAUAGGGACCAUCUGGCUAUCUUGGCGGGAAAGUGAUGUCCCCAAAUUUAGAAAUAACAGUUCCUGGAAACAAUUCACGUAAAAUGUUCAUUGAUGUUACUGCUGUGUGUGCUGUCGCUCCAUCGUGUUGAAAACAGGUCAUAGCCAGGAAAGUUUUGAACAGCCGGAGUCGAAAAUUGCUGAAGCAUUGCAGUGUGACCAUGGGCUUGUCACAGUUACAGAGACAUCUACAAAAAGUACGGCCCAAUUGUUCGAGUAGCCGACAUGGCACACCAAACUGUAACCUUCUCUGAAUGCAGUUGUUUUUGAUGCUUUUCUUUUGGGUUGCUGUCACACCAGUACCGAUAGUUCUGUUUGUUUACGUAGCCCUUCAGGUGGAAGUGAGCCUUAUCGCUGAAUAGAAAGUGGUCCAAGCCUGCUUCAUCCCAAUAUUCAUCAUUGUCUCACAAUAAUUUUUUCGGAUUUCGUGGUCCGUAGGUUUUAAAAACUGUACCAAUUGAAUUUUGUAUGGAUGAAACUGAGUCUUUGGUUAAAAUCCGCUGAACACUUGGGCGAUAAGUCUUGAGCAUGUUUUCGGAUUGAGCGCCUGGAAUUUCAUUCGUAGCACAACGCACAAUCUGAAUGUUCUUUGGCGUUCUGAUGGAUUCCUGUUUCCCUGGUCGCUUCUGAUUUGCCACUGUACCUGUUUGUUGAAAUCUUUUAACCCAGGAUUUCACUAAAUUUUUCAAUUGAACUUCACGUACACGCUGAAUAUUGUAACGGAUGCAAAAAAGUCGCUGUGCCGCGACAUAGGAAUCGUUAAUUUAAAAAACGCCUCGACCAUAAACACACGUUGCUCAUUAAACCACUGCUCCAUGUUUACUGACAAUCCGCACGUAGUCGCCGCAAAUUACCAGCUCUGCUUCCCCCACCACUGUUAAAGCGGUUGUACAGGGCGCGUUCGAAAAGGGAAAUUUAGUCAGUCUCCCAGAACUAUAUCGACAAUUUAGCGCUUUUAUUGGUAUAUUUUCAUAGUCACGUGAAUAAAAAUAACGGCCUUCCACGCACUUAGGUACAAUUGAGAGUUGCUACUGUGAUAAAGUUUGAUUUGUGGAACGAGCAAUUUCUUUUAGUUGAUUGAGCUUCCCAAAAAUUGGUGAAAAGACCUAUAUUUAGGAAGACACCCAUACUUCUGUCAAUCCAUUUAAAUUUUGAUACGUGAGUUUACGUGAUAGCUCAUUAUUUCACGUGAGGUUACAACAAUGGAAUGAAUAAACACAUGCAAUUGAAGGGAUGGUUAAAUUCUGUAUUAUUUUUUGAUUUAGGUCAUGCACUGAAGAUGGGCUGACACUUGUGUUCAUUAUUACUUAUACUGAGUGUAAAAAUAUUUUUUGAGAAACCUAAUGAUGGAUAUACAUUUUUAAUGCUCAUCUUCUAUGUGCUACUCGACUUGAGAGUCGUUUUUAAGAAAAUGAUUGUAAUAUGGUUAUUUGUAAAUUCAGCAUUACUUCAGUAACUUUAUUAAUUAGUACUGAAUUUGCAAACUCGAGAAAAAUGUGAUUUCAGGUGUUGUUUAUAUUAAUAUUAUUUGAAUAUGAAACCGUGGCCUUUUCUAGUUGUUUUGUUGAAUAUUUUAACUUUGUAAUAUGAAUAUGUCUUAUUCAGUUUAAAAUUUGUAUUUAAGUUGAAAAUUAUUUACAUUUUAGUGUAGUCAGG